AUAAAUCUUGUCUACCACAUUCAAUCCCCAUUCCCUCACUGCCGCCGCCGCGAUGCUCCGACUCCGGAGCUGCAUCCUCCCUCGCCUCCUCUCGUCUCCCGCCACCUCUCUCCACCGCGUCCUCUCCGCGGCUGCGCCCGCCGUUUCCCCCAACCAUAGUAGCUUCGCCGUGGAGGACUACCUCGUCUCCACCUGCGGCCUCACCCGACUACAGGCCGCCAAGGCCUCCGCCAAGCUCUCCCACCUCAAGUCCCCUUCCAAGCCCGACGCCGUCCUCUCCUUCCUCGCCGGCCUCGGCCUCUCCGGCGCCGAUGUCGCCGCCCUCGUCGCCAAGGACCCGCUGUUCCUCUGUUCCAAAGUGGAGAGAACCCUGGCCCCCAAUGUCGCGGAGCUCACCGGCCUCGGUCUCACGCGUUCUGAGAUCGCGCGCCUCGUCUCGCUCGCCGGGGCCACUUUCCGCUGCAAAUCCAUUAUCUCCGGGAUGCAGUACUGCUUGCCCCUCUUCGGCUCCUCCGAGAACCUCCUUGGAGCGCUCAAGAGUGGCCAUAUUCUCUCGUACGACCACGACCGGGUCGUCAAGCCCAAUGUCGCCUUCCUGCAGGAGUGCGGGCUAGGUGCUUGUGAUAUUGCCAAGCUCUACGUGCAUAAUCCAUCGCCGCUCAGCACCAGCAAGGAACGCCUCCGGACAGCAGUGACCUGCAUCGAAGGUCUCGGUGUACCCCGUGGAUCUCCGAUGUUGAGACAUGCGCUACAAGCUGUUGCAUUCCUCAGCGAGGAGAAGAUCACCACCAAGGUAGAGCAAUUGAAGAAAAUGUUCAGGUGGUCGGAUGCCGAGGUGGCCGCUGCUUUUUGUAAGGCUCCAUCGUUGCUGGUGAGGUCCAAGGACUCGCUGCAGCGCAGAUCCGACUUCCUCAUCUCCGAGGUGGGGUUUGAACCUGCAUACAUUGCUCAUCGUCCAGCAAUGCUCACGUACAGCUUGGAGGGCCGCGUCAGGCCCCGGUACUACGUUGUAAAGUUUCUUAAGGAAAAUGGAUUGCUAGAUCGCUCCCGGGACUAUUAUAGAGCAGUCAUGAUCACCGAGAAAGAAUUUGUGGAGAAGUUCAUAUCUCCUCACAAGGAAUCUGCACCACACCUCACUGAAGAUUAUGCAACUGCUUGCAGAGGGGAAGUGCCCGUCAGGCUCAUGUUUGCAUGAACCAAGAAUUCCGAAUUCUAUGUGUGCAAUCCUGAUCACUAUGUGAUUUUGACUUCUAUAUGUAGUCUGUAGAAUCCUAAUUGCUAUGUAAUUCUGAAGUCAAUUAUGGUUAGUUCGUUAUUUAAUAUGGACUAGAACAUUCAUGUUUUCUGUA
Messenger RNA from Hordeum vulgare subsp. vulgare (domesticated barley), 1349 nucleotides. RefSeq names its product transcription termination factor MTERF8, chloroplastic-like. Gene Ontology annotation, cellular component: chloroplast. Gene Ontology annotation, biological process: chloroplast organization; regulation of DNA-templated transcription. Bases 53 to 1195 code for a protein of 380 amino acids. The record is from RefSeq and is a predicted model, not a curated record. The transcript has a single exon. Lineage: Eukaryota; Viridiplantae; Streptophyta; Magnoliopsida; Poales; Poaceae. Gene Ontology annotation, molecular function: double-stranded DNA binding.